CCCUCUCGGCCUCAGUCAUCUCCCAUUGGAAAUGGGGGUAUUGCUGAGAACUACCCUUUUGUCCGGAGUCUGGGCCAGGUGAAGAGACCAAGACUCAGAGAGGCCACGCCAUUUGCUUGCCUUGGGUCACGCAGCCAAAGGACUGAGAGCCAGAACUUACACACCCAGAUCUGGAGUCAACAGGAAAAUGGCCACCUGGAAUGAAAAGGCAGUCACCCGCAGGGCCAAGGUGGCUCCCGCUGAGAGGAUGAGCAAGUUCUUGAAGCACUUCACCGUCGUUGGGGACGACUACCAUGCCUGGAACGUCAACUACGAGAAAUGGGAGAACGAGGAAGAGGAGGAGGAGGAGGAGGAGCAGCCGCCAGCAACACCGGCCUCGGGCGAGGAGGGCAGAGCUGCCAACCCAACUGCGGCCCCCGUCUCCACGCCCAGGCGGCCCCUCGACUUCAGGAGCACGCUGAGGAAGCUCUUCAGCUCCCACAGGUUUCAGGUUAUCAUCAUUUGCCUGGUCAUUCUGGAUGCCCUCCUGGUGCUGGCCGAGCUGAUUCUGGACCUGAGGAUCAUCCAGCCUGACAAGAACAACUAUGCACCCAGGCUAUUCCACUACAUAAGCAUUGCCAUCUUGACCUUCUUUAUGAUGGAAGUUUCCUUUAAAAUAUAUGCCUUCCGUUUGGAGUUCUUACACCACAAGUUUGAAAUCCUGGAUGCCAUUGUCGUGGUGGUUUCUUUCAUCCUUGACAUUGUCCUCCUGUUCCGUGAGCACGAGUUUGAGGCUCUCGGCCUGCUGAUUCUGCUCCGGCUGUGGAGAGUGGCCCGGAUCAUCAAUGGGAUAAUUAUCUCAGUUAAGACACGAUCGGAACGGCAACUGUUAAGAUUAAAACAGAUUAAUAUACAAUUGGCCGCCAAGAUCCAACAUCUUGAAUUCAGCUGCUCUGAGAAGGAACAAGAAAUCGAGAGACUUAACAAGCUACUGAGACAGCACGGACUUCUUGGGGAGGUGAACUAGAGGGUACCCGCUCUGCUGCAAAGAGAAGACCCUGCCUCCUCGUGGGCUUGUGCCCCUGAUGAGAGACUCCCGGGGCCGUUUGGAGGACGGGUGUGGCCUGAUGCCUGUGCCCGCCUCCCACCCAGCCUGGAUUCUGGGGACA
Pteropus alecto (black flying fox) is the source of this 1148-nucleotide messenger RNA. It is a transcript of the gene HVCN1, whose product is annotated as hydrogen voltage gated channel 1. Gene Ontology annotation, molecular function: voltage-gated proton channel activity. The transcript is spliced from 8 exons. The record is from RefSeq and is a predicted model, not a curated record. Gene Ontology annotation, biological process: proton transmembrane transport. Gene Ontology annotation, cellular component: plasma membrane. NCBI's taxonomy places the organism in Eukaryota, Metazoa, Chordata, Mammalia, Chiroptera, Pteropodidae. Bases 188 to 1006 code for a protein of 272 amino acids.